AUGUGCACGGCGCAUAUGGCUGAAUGCCCAGUUUGCGGGAAAGAAUACCUCGUCUUUGUUGCUCUUUGUCCGGAUUCCCGGCCGCCUUCAAGCGACUGCCCUCAGGGGGUAACGAUCAUAUACGAUGAAAUGCGUGAAGGCGGAUGCCCGAGUCCCGUCUGUCCAAACAGCCUAAGAGGCGGCUGUCAAGUAAUGUAA
Molecule: messenger RNA, 198 nt
Organism: Trichoderma harzianum CBS 226.95
Lineage: Eukaryota; Fungi; Ascomycota; Sordariomycetes; Hypocreales; Hypocreaceae
Exons: 1
Coding region: 1-198 (65 amino acids)
Source: RefSeq, a predicted model, not a curated record